AUGGCACUGUUUAUGGACCAUCCGUUCAGAAAUGUAUUGAAAGGAUUUUUGGCUCUGGUAAUGGCGCAUGUCAUCAUGAAGUUCUUGCCCCAAUCUAUCCAUGUUAUUCACUUGACACAGACGUCGGUGACGAUACUGGUGAUUGUAGCUCUAAUAUUCUUUGUGGUGCGCCAUCACUCUGAACAGGGACGGGUCAUGUCACGGGGCCAAGAAGAGCUAAUUGUCAUCGCUGCACUCGGGGCAUUCUGGCUCGCGGUCCUUCUUGCGAUGAGGGCGUACAAUCAAAGCAGCGUCGACGUUGACCUCGCGCACCCCCGUCAUUUGUUCUCCCCUAGCACUGGGAAUGCGGAGACCAAUGUUGUUGGCGCGGGUGGCCGUAGGGCACCUGCUGGGGGGUACUCCACUCGUGAUCGUUAUGAUGACCGUCCAAGGACAGGAUACCGAAAGGAAUACCCGUGCAAUCCCAAUGAUGUGUACUGCGUGACGGAAGAGUGGGCUUUCUAUUGA
This is a messenger RNA of Pisolithus orientalis, 507 nucleotides long. RefSeq lists its product as uncharacterized. Bases 1 to 507 code for a protein of 168 amino acids. Lineage: Eukaryota; Fungi; Basidiomycota; Agaricomycetes; Boletales; Pisolithaceae. The record is from RefSeq and is a predicted model, not a curated record. The transcript is spliced from 5 exons.